AGGAUAACGCUGUUAACGACCAGUUGUUGCUGGUGGUUGUUAGCUGCCACCGGGACACCGAAAAAGCGGAUGUAGCUAGCCGCCUCCGCUUACCUUACAGUAACAUCUGCAUUGAGUAGCCUUUGAAUUUCUGGAGGCAUGUCCAAGAAAAGGGGCAGAAAGCGGAGUAGCGGGGAACUGAGUGACACAGUAAGCCCUGACCCCAACAGCAUUCUGGGAGUCCGCAUUCAGCAUAACUGGCGUGAGAAGGGCAACCAGAGUAAAUGGAAGGGAACGGUGCUGGACAGACUUAGUGUAAACCCUUCUCUCUUCAUGGUGAAGUACGACGGCUUUGACUGCGUUUAUGGCAUCGAGCUGUUCAAGGAUGAGAGAGUGUCAAACCUGCAAGUCCUGUCGGAAAAAGUUGUAAACAACAAAAUCAAGAUACCUCCAGGGGCGGAGGAGCUGGUGGGUAAAGCUGUGGAGCAUCUGUUUGAAAAGGAGGAUGGAGAGAAGAAUGAGUGGAGAGGCAUGGUCCUCUCCAGAGCCCCAAUCAUGACCAACUGGUAUUAUAUCACUUAUGAAAAGGACCCCGUUCUUUAUAUGUACCAGUUGUGGGACGACUAUGCUGACGGAGACCUCAGGAUUCUGCCUGAAGCAGAAAACAAGCACCUGUUGCCUGCAGACAGGAAGCCAGGAGAAGAGACGGAGAGUCUGGUGGGGAAACAAGUGGAGUAUGUUACUGACAAGGGUGUGAAGAGGACGGGCCUGGUUAUCUACCAGGUCCCAGCCAAGCCCUCUGUCUACUAUAUCAAAUAUGAUGAUGACUUUCAUAUCCAUGUCUAUGACCUGGUCAAAACCACCUAGAAAUAGUGGACACUUAAUCUCACUCUCCAGCCUCCUUCCAUCUGUUUCUGUUUCACUCAUCAUUAUAAACUGUUAUUUAAAGCCAUGGCAGGGUUGAAUAGUUAAUGUGCUUUAUUGUUCAGAAGACAGUGCAAUCUUUUUUUUUUUCUUUUUUUUUUGUAUGCACAGCAGAACUGUAGCACCGCUAUGCUUGGCUAUUGCGAGGAGGGAGUCAACCUGUUUUACUGCUGCUCUACUUUAUACGUUUAAGUUUGGACAGUUCAAGAUCGCGCUGCCCAACAGCUCCAAUGUGCAGUUGUUACUGCACUUCCAUUGUUGUUAUCCUUGAGAUAACUGACUAACAAAGCUGCACAAAAAAGCCUUUUAAAGCCACAUUUCUUUGGAUUAUCUAAAUAGCCAAUAAGCAUGCUACAGUAUACACAUUAUGUUUGGAAUAGAUCCCUUCCAUUGACGCACUUAUUGAAUCAUAGGGCCGGUAAAUAUGAAUACUUUAUUUAUCUAACAAUAAUAUCAAAUUCAAUGUUAGUAUUGGAAGAGAUGAAUGGAAUCAGCGUUGUAAAAACCACCGUAAUGUUAUAUUUUCAGAAGCCAUUCCAGUGAAUUAUGCUCAUGUGGAAAUAUACUCCUGCACCUUUGUACCACAUUUAGUAUUGUUGUAUCCAUGGCUUUAUGAAUUGGCUACAUAAUAAACUAUGUGAUUCAUGCAGGGCAUCUCGUCUUUUAACCUUGAAGGAAGGUUUGUACAAAGGCUCUAACAGCACAAGGAACAUCAGAUCCUCAGUGCUGUAGAUGAAGAUGCACUCCUGUUUAAAUUUGAAUCCACAAAAAUCAUAAAGUGCCUUCAGGCUUGUCAUUUUGCAAUAUUGCACAUAUAUUAUCUCUGAAUAUCUGCGCUCUUAAUGAAUCAUUGUGUAUGAAGGCUGCUAUUUGGUUUUCAUUCAAACUCUUAACAGUAUGGUGACACUGACAGCUCGAGGAAAGUUUUGUGAUCAUCAGUUUAUAUUAAGUGUUGUGUUUUGAUCUUUAUGCAGUAUGAAAAUGUUCUUUAAAUAUAACACGCAUCAUCAAUGGUUGUAUAAUCUCACUGUUAAUAUUGUGGGGAGCACUUUAUUGUAUAAAGUUUACAUGUUUAGGUUAAGAUAUGCUACGUAGUUUUCCCCCAAAUGCUUUUUUCUUUAGGAGCAAAUGUGGCAGAAUAUGCUUUACAUCAAACGCAUGAAGAUAAACAGGGAAAAAAAAAAAUUGUUGCAAUACAUUCAGAUGACAGUAUUUAAUCUGUACAACUUGUGUAAAAUGCCUUGUAAUUUUACCUGUUGUGGUUAUUCUCAUUCAUAUGAAUAUCUCAUCAAAACACCACCAGCUUUUAGUAAAAGUGUUAAUAUACAUACAUUAUAAACAGAAUAUUUCACAGGUAUAAUCAACUGACAACUAACUCUGGUUCUGGUCUUUACUUUGUCUCUCAGUCUUGCAACUUGACAUUUAUGCUUGCAGUAUGUAUCUCAACCCAACUGUCACUAUGUCCUAGUUGCUGAAUUGGUUUUGGCCUUCUUCAUGUCAUUCAGAGUAUCCCCCUCAGUAAACUAGUCAGCCAGUAGGUAUACUGUUACUGUUAUUUUUGGCUGUCAAGACUCCGCAUGCACCAUCAUCUGCAUAGAGUGCCUGGAGACUUUCAAACCUCAGUUAUUUAGUCGGUGGAGAAGUAACAAUGUGUGGCUGAAUCAGUAACGUUUGCUUAACCCGCAUUAAAAUAAAAAACAAUCCAAAAAGAAAAAAAGAGAGAGGUUAACAUCGUACAUCACCACCGGUGGGGCUGUGGAGUGUUUCUGUGUUGUGUAGAGUGGAAUUACAAAUGACUGUGUGCGCUCUUUUUUUCAUGCUUUUAAUCACCUCCUCCUGCUCUGAAGUUGUAGCAGCACCAACAGGCAAUUUGUGUCAUAAUUAUUCUGUCAUGGGUAAUAAAGACUUUUGCACAUUU
Messenger RNA from Thunnus maccoyii (southern bluefin tuna), 2821 nucleotides. Its product is annotated as spindlin-1-like. Bases 139 to 846 code for a protein of 235 amino acids. The record is from RefSeq and is a predicted model, not a curated record. Gene Ontology annotation, biological process: gamete generation. The transcript is spliced from 5 exons. Lineage: Eukaryota; Metazoa; Chordata; Actinopteri; Scombriformes; Scombridae.